Messenger RNA from Grus americana (Whooping crane), 2309 nucleotides. It is a transcript of the gene TEKT5, whose product is annotated as tektin 5. Bases 858 to 2309 code for a protein of 483 amino acids. NCBI's taxonomy places the organism in Eukaryota, Metazoa, Chordata, Aves, Gruiformes, Gruidae. The transcript has 7 exons. Gene Ontology annotation, biological process: cilium movement involved in cell motility; cilium assembly. Gene Ontology annotation, cellular component: sperm flagellum; microtubule cytoskeleton; nucleus. The record is from RefSeq and is a predicted model, not a curated record.
UUUAAGGACUCUUAGGGUAGUGAAACACAGUGCCUAAUUAAAAAUAAUUAUUUAUGUUCAAAAUUCUUGGCACAGAAGAUGGGUCACAAUGCAAUUUUAGAGCACUGCAUUUCAGAAACAGUUUUUUUGCCAGAAAGGCCAGAAGGCUGAAAGGAAAAAAACAGAAAAGUAAGUUCUCUGAGAAGCUACUCAACAUUUUAAACUGGAGAAAAAUGAUCAUCAGAGGAAAGUCUCUCCCAUCUUUUAUACUUUUUAUGGAAGAUAAAUACAGUUGAGGGGAAGAGCAAAGCCCAAGAUAGUUACACUAUUUUUGUCCAUCUGCAAAGAUCACUAAUCAUCAGAGAUGAGUCCCAGAGUCUGUGUUUCAGUUCAGAAGGCUUCUCUCCACUGCUCCCUUUCCCUGCAGUCACUAACUGAUACAUGUGAGCCACUCUUAAGUAAAACUUUUAUUUUAUUUCGCUCAGGGUAAGCCCACUGAAGGCAAACCUACACCCCCCUCCCAGAGCCAGCCUUUGGCAAAUCCCCCCGCGCUAUAACCGAGCAGUCUGACAGCGUGCCUAGACCUCCGGACCCCAACACGCGCAGCGCUGCUCUACAGGGGAAAGCACUGCUUUUUUGUGGGAAACCCAACGUGCCCUAGGACUGGAGGCACAAACAAAGCCCCCCAGGAGCGCCAGGACCCAGGUGGGUUUCAGUCUGCUGGUAAGACGGAACAGCUCUUGGAACUCUGUGACACCUGCGCUGUGUCACAAGGCACCGCGCAGCCCCGAGGGGGGUGGCAGAGGCCCUGGGGCUGCUCAGAGCGGCUGUGGAUGCUGGACGGCCUGAGGGCGGCUGCCUGACCCCCGCAGUGCAGGAUGGAGUUUCUGGGGACCACGCAGCUAGCCAGUUACUGUGGCACAAAGAAGAGCUGCCUGUUCCCGGAUCUGGCUCCCACCAGCACCACCAAGGACACCUAUCAGUCCUACUACCUACCGGGCUACCGGAGCCUCAGGUCCUGGAGGCCCAGUCUGCUUCACAAAGUGGUGUCGGUCCCUCCCGGCUCUGACAAGCAAUUUAAUCCCACUGGGCGGCCGCCCACUGUUCUGCCUGCACUACGCUAUACCCUGCAUGCCCGCUACAGCACUCAUGACUGGCACCACGCAAACAUGGUUCAGUUAAAAGGCUCUGAAGACUCCAGGUACUGUGCUGGUAGACUGAACACCGAUUCAAUGAGACUGAUGCAAGAUAAGGAUCAACUGACUUACCAGAUGCAAGAAGACAGCAGAAGAAACCUGGGAGAGAGGAUCUCUAACAUUGAUUUCUGGAGGUCUGAGCUCAUCUAUGAGCUAGAGUAUCUGCUGAAAGAGACCCAAGCCUUGGAAACAGCAAAGAAGCGGCUUGAAUGUGCUGCAGAUGAACUGCAAGGACCAUUGAAGAUAGCCCUGGAAUGCUUGUAUCACCGUGAGAAGCGGCAGGGUAUAGACUUAGUUCAUGACGAUGUGGAAAAGAACCUCAUAAAGGAGGCUGAUGUAUUCAAGGACUGUCAAGAAACAUUGACAAAACUUGCACAUAAAAUCAGUCAACAGUUGAGCAUCAACAGAGAUGCACAGCACGCCCUGGAGCAGGAUCUUUCUGACAAAAACUCAGCCCAUUUUAUUGAUGAGAAGUGCUUUAACCUGAGGAACACAUCGGACAGCAUCAACUUUUACCACGGAGUGGAAAAAGCAGAUGGGACUGUUUCAGUUCCUGAAACAUGGGCUAAAUUCAGUGAAGACAAUAUCAGGUGCUCUCAGCAUGCAAGGGCCAACUCUGUCAAGCUCCGAGAGGAUACAGAGGUUGGACUGGAAUGCACAUCUGAGGAGAUGUGGAAUCAUUUCAUCAGUACCAACUUGGCCUUUAAUAACCGUAUUGCUGAAGUAGCUGAUGCAAAGAACAAACUCCAAGCACAACUGGCCAAGAUACUUCAGGAAAUCUUCCAAACAGAAGAUACAAUCAUGUUAUUGGAGAGAUCCAUAAAGGCAAAGGAGUACCCACUGAAAGUAGCUCAGACCUGCCUGGCAGGAAGAACUAAGCGACCCAAUAUAGAACUUUGCCGUGAUGCACCUCAAUUUCAGCUUAUCACCGAAGUUUACACUAUAGAUGACACCUUACAGACCUUAAAGCGACGCCUGCAAGAAGCCCGUGAUACUCUGCAGAUGCUGCUCCUCAACAAAUCAAAGCUGGAACAUGAAAUUUCUGUGAAGGCAAACUCCUUCUUCAUUGACAAGAAGUGUAUGGAUAUGCGCAGUGUCUUUCCCAGCACCCCACGGCUCAUGGGCUACACUUGA